CAACCCCCCAAGCGGUCAAGCGCAUCUGACGGUUGACUGACGGACAUCAACUCCCUCCCGACCUACUCACCACAUACCAAUAAGACCCCGAAACAGGUACCGAAUCCCACGACCGCUGGUUUGUCGCCCACGCAACCACUUCCUUCCCCUCCCUGCGCACGCGAAACUUUAAGCCGCAACACAGUACACCUUCCUGCCGUCUCCUCCGCCUCCUCGCCACUCCACUUCUCGAGCCUUCCCGGCAUUGGCACCAGUACUCAUCGCCUGUCACCCUCCACGACAUUCAAAUAUGGCCGCCCGAAAGCUUCAACAAGAGGUCGAGCGGACCUUCAAACGAGUAGCCGAAGGCAUCGCACAGUUUGAAUCCAUCUACGAGAAGCUUCAGCAAUGCACAAACUCGUCACAAAAGGAGAAGCUCGAAGACUCGCUCAAACGGGAGAUCAAGAAGCUUCAACGACAUCGCGAUCAGAUCAAGACAUGGGCCGCCAACUCGGAAAUCAAGGACAAGAAGCCAUUACUAGAUCAGCGGAAGCUGAUUGAGACGCAAAUGGAGAAAUUCAAAGCCGUGGAAAAGGAAAUGAAAACGAAAGCGUAUUCGAAAGAAGGUCUACUAGCUUCGGCACGGCUCGAUCCAAAAUCUCAGCAGAAACAAGACAUGGUUAAUUUUCUGUCCGACUGCACUACUGAGCUGGAUCGCCAGAUUGAAGCUUGCGAAGCGGAGGCGGAGGGGUUAGCUGUCACGCUGAAGAAGGGGAAGAAGGGGGAUUCGUCGAAAGCCGAUCGGGUGGCGGAGGUGGAGAGGAUCGUCGAACGGCAUAAAUGGCAUCAGGGAAAGCUGGAGCUGAUCAUGAGACUGCUGGAGAACGGCCAACUGGAAAUCGAUAACGUGGAACGGAUCAAGGAAGACAUCAAAUGGUAUGUCGAGUCGAAUCAGGACGUCGAUUUCAUGGUCGACGAGGACGAGAACAUCUACGACGAAUUAAAUCUUGACGAGGAGAUCGCCGAGGACAUAUUCGGGAUGGGUAUGGACGCGGACCGGAUGUCGAGUCAAGAUACAACGAGUCAGCAGGACGACAUGUCGGAAAACCAAGCCCCGAUCAAAGCGAAAGAAGUUGCGACCGCUCGAAGACCCAGUACACAGAUCAAAUCGCCCAUGCCUAUACCACUGACCAUGCACACACCCAGUCCGGCGCCUUCAUUCGGCGUGAGUCCGAGCAACGGUUCCGUGAAGCCGGCACCAUUAUCCACGAGACCUGGAGAGCUGAAGUACGCAUCUGUUGCGACGGCGGCUGCAGCUGCGGAGAGAAACGUUGGGAUUGCGCCGUUACCGCCUCCACCAGGUCAGGCACCCGUUCAGGCCGCUUUUCCGCCGCCAGCAAACCCACCGAAGCAGUCCACACCGAUCAUUCAGCACGCACAGCUCGCACAACGCCAAAACAACGUGCCUAGUACACCUAGUCAUGUGCCAGAAAAGAAUUCACCGCCAGUGUCCGAACAGUCGACAUCACCCAAACCCAACGUGCGCCUACCUUCGCCUGGUGCGCCGCCAGUUGGACCUUUGCCGGAAAUUCCCAACGAACCAUCCAACUCGGAUGCUGCCCCCUCCCCGGGCCCCUCAGAAACACAAGUCAACGGCACGAAUGGUACCAAUGGCACUUAUGAGUCUACGGAACCAUCAGUCGAGCAAGCCCAGGACGAUUGCGUAUUCCAUCUGCCACCAGGCCUACAGGAUCUCAUGGAGUCGUUCGAAGCGACCAAGAAGAGACUCCUACCAAAUCCGCCAGGGCUAACCCGGUCCUUGGAGUUGUCGUACGUGAAUGCACCCGAUUCCAUCGACGCGGAGAAGCCGAAGCACUACAAGCCCACACAGAAGUACAAUACUCCCAACCACUAUCCCCAGGAGCCGUUGCCGAUAUUCGACGAUCCCGCUCUCUACCGGCGAGUGGAUACUGAUACGCUCUUCUACGUGUUCUACUACCGACAAGGCACCUAUCAGCAGUACUUGGCAGCUAAGGAACUGAAGCGCCAGAGCUGGCGGUUUCACAAGCAGUACCAGACUUGGUUCCAGAGGCACGAGGAGCCCAAAACGAUCACCGAGGAGUAUGAGCAAGGAACAUACCGGUUCUUUGACUACGAGAGUACAUGGAUGAACCGGAGAAAGUCCGACUUCAAGUUCGUGUACAAAUACCUUGAGGAUGACUUGUAGGCUGUCACAGUCAUCCCUGAUGGUAUUUGGCUUAAUUGUCUCCGUCAUCACUUUGUUCUCCUUCCGUUCUUGGUAGGCGCCGUGCUCAAUGGUUGGCAUGACCGUGACCCGAUCAAACCCACUCAUCAUCUACUCUUUUACCUCUAGUUUGUCCCUCUGAACCAGGAACUAUUGGUGUGUUUGUUGUGCUUUUGUGUAUUUCUUUUCCAUGGUGUUUGAUUGCGUGAUUUUUCUGUAUCCGCAAAUUCCGGUGCAGGUUGGUCGGUGGCUAUGCCUUCAUCAUGUAAGGUGCUUUACCGCGUCUUGUUUGCUUUUUUUCUUUUUUUCUGCUAUGUUUUACCAAAUGGGUCGCGUGCGGGGCAUACUGGUGAUCGGUGGUGUUGUGGAUAGCUACUACAUACGGGAGCUCCUACUUAUUGAAUGGAAGCAGCUUACAAUCUCGGGA
Messenger RNA from Tricharina praecox, 2651 nucleotides. Its product is annotated as Not1 N-terminal domain, CCR4-Not complex component-domain-containing protein. The coding region runs from base 290 to 2206 and encodes 638 amino acids. NCBI's taxonomy places the organism in Eukaryota, Fungi, Ascomycota, Pezizomycetes, Pezizales, Pyronemataceae. Gene Ontology annotation, cellular component: CCR4-NOT core complex; P-body; nucleus. The transcript is spliced from 3 exons. The record is from RefSeq and is a predicted model, not a curated record. Gene Ontology annotation, biological process: regulation of DNA-templated transcription; nuclear-transcribed mRNA poly(A) tail shortening.